Prunus armeniaca (apricot) is the source of this 225-nucleotide messenger RNA. The record is from the annotation of a GenBank genome assembly. Lineage: Eukaryota; Viridiplantae; Streptophyta; Magnoliopsida; Rosales; Rosaceae.
AUGUCGACGCAUACUGCCACAUAUAUGAGAUGGCAUAAGGAAAAACAGGUAGAUGAUGAUGUGAUGCGGCAUCCUGCAGAUGGGGAAGCAUGGAAAGAGUUCGAUCGAAAUGUUAGAUUGGGACUUGCCACUGACGGAUUCAAUCUGUACGGGGUUCUAAACCAACACCACAACACUUGGCUGAUUUUGUAUUCCCAUAUAAUUUGCCGCCUUGGAAGUGCAUGA